This is a messenger RNA of Periconia digitata, 942 nucleotides long. NCBI's taxonomy places the organism in Eukaryota, Fungi, Ascomycota, Dothideomycetes, Pleosporales, Periconiaceae. The record is from the annotation of a GenBank genome assembly.
AGUUUUAAUAGAAGUGUGGCGCAAAGCGUUGCAUUGAAUCUUCUGAUGCAUGGCUGGGUUACUUGUCAUUUUGUCUACAUCGAUAUUGACUUCAUCAUGAGGCAGAACCACGACUACUACCCUCUGCUCAAUGUGGAAGACAGCCUGCAGGUCGACGAGAAGGGUUUAGGGGUGGAUUGGAGCGACCAUACACAGAUCAUACCUACGCAUACUUGCAGUUUCAUCAUCUACAUGUCUGUAUUCUUGAUCUCUCUGGCCACCAACAUCCUGUUAGUGAUAGAUAAUGGACGCCUCCGCAACGCAAGUCGAGAUUGGGGGAUGUCAGAUUAUAGCGGCACAACUUUCGACGUAAGAGUCUCCUACCAAUCUCAAAAUGAGUAUUGGAGUCUCAAUACAAGUCGCAAAGAUCUUGAUGCUGCCUGGGAUGCGAUAGACACCGAUUCCAUGGCCGUCACCCUUCACGAUAGAUACGCAAAGGAUCUUGGUCUAGAACCAUCAAUGCGCUUUCCUUGGGAUACGGAACGAGGCGUCUAUUAUGUGAAAGGGAUUCAUGAUCUACAUUGUUUGAAAGUCAUACGUAAGGCUUUGGUUUCGAAUCACUUCAAAGAGAACCACAAUUUCUCUUUCGACCACCUUCUUCACUGUCUUGAUGGAUUGCGACAAGAUGUUUUGUGCAUAGCGGAUGAUACUCCGAUGCCAGCUGAAUCUGCAUACCAUGUGGGUAGCGGUCAAGUCCGACGAUGUCGGGAUUGGAAUAAGCUGAAAGAAUGGGCUUCUGAAUCGGAGCAAAAUGCUUGUCACCGCUUUGAUGACUAUCGAGAGGCCACAGAAAGGGUUGAGCUCUUUGCAUAUUGCCCACCAGAUUCACCGUAUCUCCCUGCUAUGAGGACGUACUUUGAUCUUCAUGGACACAGAGAUGCAUACGGGGGAAAUAUUCAAUGA